GAUCUCUUCAUAUCAAGAGGUUCAUCAGGAGAUAGCAUUAAAAUUCAGGAAUCAGAAGAAGAAGAAGAAGAACAGAAGGAAAGAAUACUUACUUUUAGUCCAUUAGAACAAUUGUGUUGUUGUUGUUGUUGCUGCUGUAUGGGGAAUACUGUAACUGCUCCGGAGACAACUCUUCCGGAAAUGAAUGUCAGAAAUGGCGACAUAACCACGUCGACGCAUAAUGAUGCAGUUAGUUUCUUGAUGAACAGAGGUUAUAAAGGAGAUUUCCGUAAAAUUCAGUUGAUAUUAUCUGCAGAAAAUUUACGUUAUGGGCGGGAAUUUCUUUCAAAGUGUAAGUGUAACCCCAUCGCAGUAGUAUACAAGAUAACAGAUGCUGAUACACUCGAAGAAAUUGGCCGCACAGAGGUGAGGAUGAAUUCAAGAAACCCUGUUUGGAUGGAUAACAUUUUCUCUUUUCAUAUGAUUCGCAGGGGAGCAGAUACACUGGUGUUUCGUGUAUAUCAUGUAGACGAGGAAGACUUCCGUUUGUCUGGAGAUGUAUACUCUAGUUUUUCUACUUCAGAGAUGCUGAAACUGAAAGAGAAAAACCUCAUAGGAGAGGCUACUUGUGUUCAGUUAGAGCUUUUUGAACCGCCGAGGCGUCUCUGUUCGGAACUUUCACUUCAAAAAACACAAGGAAGAGGGACACUUACUGUCCGUCUGGAGGAAACAGUUGCUGCAAAGCAAGUUGUUAAAAUGGGCCUCCGCUGUUCCGAGUUCAAAAAUAAGGGUUUUAAGUCUACAAGAGGUCAUUUCUUACGAAUUUUAAGAUCUAAAAAUGGUGUUGAAUCUGUUGAUACCACAAUCCAUGAAACUGAAGUGGUGAUGGAAGAUUCAAACCCUACUUGGAAGCCUAUACGUCUGACCACACAGAGCUAUCAGAGCAAGGAAACCCACUUGGUGAUUGAGUGUGUUGAAGCCAAUAGUAAUGGUAGGAGUCAAGCGAUUAUAGGCAAACUCGAUACGUCGGUCACAAAAUUAAAAACUCUUCGCGACGGUUCAGUAGGUCAAGAUUUCUCUAUACCAUCACCUCAUCAGGACCCACUUAAGAAGCCGACAGCACAAUUGUUUGUGGAUAAUUUUGUCGAGACUACACUUCUAAGAUUUUCCAACUACAUUAAGAAAGAGUCAGAGCUAAAGUUUAUAGUUGCUAUUGAUUUUGCAGCUUCAAAUGGAGAUCCUAGUCUCCCCACUUCGUUGCAUUAUAUUAAUCCCUCGCGGAAAAAGAAUGCUUACCAGGAGGCUUUAUUUGAAGUUGGGAAUGUGAUCGAGUCCUUUAAGUCUGAUUCAUGUAUUCAUGUAUGGGGAUUUGGUGGGAUACCAGUUGGCAAUGUUGGAUCUGAUUGGUUUGACUCAAAUGGAAGUGCUAGUGAAACUAAGGUUAAAGGAUGCAAAGGCAUCUUGUCUGCUUAUUCACGUGCGGUACAGGAAAUUAGACAUGGUAGUAGUCCUGCUGCUACGUUUGGGCAAAUCAUAACAAAAGCUUCCAGACUCCCGGGAGAUCAAACUAAGUACUCUGUCCUAGUUAUCAUCACUGCUGGUGUACCUGCUGAUAUUCAGGAUUCUAUAGAUGCUGUAGUGGGGGCUUCUGAUUGUCCGUUAUCGAUUGUUAUAGUAGGUCUAGGUGGUGCUGACUUUGAAAAUAUGAAGUUGUUGGAUGCCAACAACAGAAGCGGACCCUUACGCAGUGGAACUGGAAACAAAGCGGAACGUGGCAUUGUGCAAUUUAUUCCAUGGUGCCAACUUCAGGGUGGUCAGAUCUCUAUUGUUAACAAGCUCUUUGAUGAGUUUGCUCAGCAGCUUUCCACUUAUUGUGGAAACAAAGAGAAGUGAUCCGACAGUUGAAGGCUCGGACUCCGAGAUAGUGUUCAAUUUGCUUCAUUGAUUAUGAAAAUGUGUGUAUUCUCCAGUGACCCUAUAAAUAUGUUUUGGCGAGUCUCAAUUCGGUAUAAUGAGUUAUGAUCAUAUGAUGUGUGCAUUGUUAUUGAAAGAUAUUGUGAUGAGUUUGAUUUUUAACUGUUAGCAGUUACUCAACUCAUUUAGUUUGCGAUAUGGCAUUUGUUCCUUAAU
This is a messenger RNA of Papaver somniferum (opium poppy), 2109 nucleotides long. Its product is annotated as protein BONZAI 1-like. Lineage: Eukaryota; Viridiplantae; Streptophyta; Magnoliopsida; Ranunculales; Papaveraceae. Bases 139 to 1872 code for a protein of 577 amino acids. The record is from RefSeq and is a predicted model, not a curated record. Gene Ontology annotation, biological process: cellular response to calcium ion. Gene Ontology annotation, molecular function: calcium-dependent phospholipid binding. The transcript is spliced from 17 exons. Gene Ontology annotation, cellular component: plasma membrane.